This is a messenger RNA of Gracilinanus agilis (Agile Gracile Mouse Opossum), 3627 nucleotides long. It is a transcript of the gene MAPK8IP2, whose product is annotated as mitogen-activated protein kinase 8 interacting protein 2. Gene Ontology annotation, biological process: regulation of JNK cascade. Gene Ontology annotation, molecular function: protein binding. Gene Ontology annotation, cellular component: cytoplasm. The record is from RefSeq and is a predicted model, not a curated record. The coding region runs from base 1 to 3360 and encodes 1119 amino acids. The transcript is spliced from 13 exons. Lineage: Eukaryota; Metazoa; Chordata; Mammalia; Didelphimorphia; Didelphidae.
AUGGAACGCAAGCGCCGGGAGGACGCCCCAUAUGGAGAGCCUGAGGAGGGAGGCCUGGGCGGGGGGGCUCUCCGACGAAGGUGGCCAUCGGGCCAGCUAGUCCGCCGCCGGCCGCCGCCCCCCGCCCCGGAGCGCGGGGGCUGCUCCGUACUCACGGCUCAGCUCAAGGGUCCACUCCGGGAAGAGGCUCGGCACUUGUGGCCUGUGCCCUCGCGUCCUUCAGCAGCUGCCUCCGGCCCCGCCCCACCCCCCACCUCCACCCCGCAAGGGGAAUUCGAUACCCGCUCCCAAAUUGGGGUCGGGAGUGCGUGGGGCGGAGACCACGGUGGCUUCCCCUCUCCCCCUGGAGCUGCACUGGCUGCUGCGCCUCUGGGGCUGUCCAGUGGGGGACCAAGAGCCCUCAUCACCUCAUACCUGGACUUGGGCAGUAGCUUCUGGCCUCCCCAGGACAUCAGCCUAGAAGAAUUUGACGAUGAAGACUUGUCUGAGAUCACCGACGACUGUGGCAUUGGUCUCAACUAUGAUUCGGAUCCUUGUGAGAAGGACAGCCUCUCGCUGGGACGUUCGGAACACCCGCACCCUAUCUGCUCCUUCCAGGAUGAUUUUCAGGAGUUUGAGAUGAUUGAUGAGAAUGAGGAAGAGGAAGAGGAGGAAGAUGGGGAAGGGGAGGUAGAAGAUGGGGGUCACAGGCACGAAGGACCCCCCUCACCACCCCUCAUCCCAUCUCCCUCUGCCCAAGAGCCCCACAAACCUCGUCCCACCACCUUGAACCUUACCUCACUUGGGACCCAGGACUCUUUGAACAACAAUGGGGGCUUCUCUCCUCCUCCCCGGGCUACUUGGCAGGAGACCCUGCUGCCCUCACCCCCUGAGGAGCCCCACAAUGAUGGGCACCGUGAGGAACAGUGUGGGCCCCCCAGUGACUACGACUGCGAAGGAAACCGGUCGGGAGAGGGAUCCGAGGCGUCCAUGGGGCCCCCGCCUGCUCCCGGAGGCUCCUCGCCCUCCUCGGACCCAGGCAUCGAGGCCGACUUGCGCAGCCACUCCAGCGGGAGCCGGAGCCGGAGCCGGGGCCGGGGCCGAGGCCGGGGCCUUCGGAGCAGUCAGGAGCUGUCCUCCCCAGGCUCAGGCUCGGGCUCGGACUCGGAGGAUGCUGAAGGGGAGCUGGCGGCUGCGGGGCCCGGGUCCGGGGGCAGAGGCCUGGGCCACAUGAUCUCCUCCAUCUCCGAGACGGAGCUCGACCUGAGCAGCGACGGCGGCAGCAGCAGCGGCCGCUCCUCCCACCUCACCAACUCCAUCGAGGAGGCGUCGUCGCCCGCCUCGGAGCCCGAGGCCGAGGUCGAGACCGAAUCUGGGCUGGACGCCGGGCCCCCCGAGGCCGGCCUAGCUCCCUCUCCGCGGCCUACCGAGCCCUCCGCGGUGCCGGCGCCCGCUCCAGCGGAGCCUCCCAGCGGCUUGCGGCGGCCCGCCUAUCUGCCGGUGGGCCCAGGAGGGGCUGGAGCCGGCCAGUCUGCCGGGCCUGACGAGGCCAACAGCGAGUACGAGUCCGGCUCUGAGUCGGAGCCCGACGUGAGCGAAGAUGCUGAUUCGCCGUGGCUGCUCAGCAACCUGGUGAGCCGCCUCAUUUCCGAGGGCUCGUCGCCCAUCAGCUGCCCGGCUCAGUGCCUGUCCCCCGGGCCCGGCCACCCGGCCCCGGCCCCAACCUCGGCCCCUGCAGCAGCGCCGCCCGCGCCGCCCUCCCCCAGUGACACCAUCUCCCCCACAUCCGCUUCGGUCUCCGCCUCGGAACUCGGCCGUGUUCCAGACGGAGGGGUUCGCGGGAGCCGCUCAGGCCCCGGCUUGGCCUUCGAGGACACGGAAGAGGAGGAAGAGGAGGAAGAAGAGGAUGACGAGGAGGAGGAAGAGGAGGAGCAGGAACCUCAGCGCGCCCCGGGGGCACCUGCCAGCAUCGAGCUGGAGCUGGUGGACAUGGAGACACUGUGUGGAGGCGGAGGUGGCGGCAGCGGCAACAGCGGCGGUGGAGGAGGUGCCCUGCAGCCCCCCGGCAGGCCCCCGGCCCCUGUGCGGCCCCCACCCGCCCAGCCGGGGCCCUUCCUCUUUCUCAGCAACCCCACGCGGGACACCAUCACUCCCGUGUGGGGCGCGCCAGGCCGGGCUGCCCGAGCCAGCCGUGCCUGCUCAGCUGCCUGCUCAGAGGAAGAGGACGAAGAUGAGGACGAGGAAGAGGAGGAUGAGGACGAGGACGAAGAUGAAGAGGAAGGAGACGAGGAGGAAGAGGAGGAGGCCUCGGGGGUGGUGGCCCCUCGCGGGCUGAGCCUGGGGCCCGGCCCCGCAGCUGCCCGAGACGCGUCCCUGGUCUACGAUGCGGUCAAAUACACGCUGGUGGUGGACGAGCACACGCAGCUGGAGCUGGUGAGUCUCCGGCGUUGUGCCUCAGGCCUCAGCCACGACAGUCCGGCCAGCGACAGCGGCAGCGACAGCGGCAGCGAGGAUCCCGGCUCCCCGCCCGGGUCUGGGGCUCCAGGGGCCCGAGAUCUGCACCUGGGCAGCCGCAGCGGCGCAGCCUCCCCAGACAGCCCGGACAGCCCCGACCUCACCUUUUCCAAGAAGUUCCUCAAUGUCUUCGUCAACAGCACGUCCCGCUCCUCCAGUACAGAGUCCUUCGGGCUUUUCUCCUGCAUGAUCAAUGGUGAGGAGAGAGAGCAAACCCAUCGAGCUGUGUUCAGGUUCAUCCCAAGACAUUCCGAUGAGGUGGAGUUGGAUGUGGAUGACCCUGUUUUGGUGGAGGCUGAGGAGGACGACUUCUGGUUUCGAGGCUUUAACAUGAGGACAGGCGAGAGGGGCAUCUUCCCAGCCUUCUAUGCCCAUGCUGUUCCUGGCCCCACCAAGGAUCUGCUGGGGGGAAAGCGGAGCCCAUGCUGGGUGGAACGUUUUAACGUGCAGUUUCUGGGUUCGGUGGAGGUUCCCUGUCACCAGGGCAAUGGGAUCCUGUGUGCCGCCAUGCAGAAGAUUGCCACAGCCCGGAAGCUGACCGUCCACCUGCGUCCUCCCGCCUCCUGUGACCUCCAGAUCUCCCUUCGAGGGGUUAAGCUGAGUCUGAGUGGGGGUGGGCCUGAGUUUGAGCGCUGCAGUCACUUCUUCCAGAUGAAGAAUAUCUCGUUCUGCGGCUGCCACCCUCGAAACAGCUGCUAUUUUGGCUUCAUUACCAAACAUCCAGUUCUCAGCCGCUUUGCUUGCCAUGUGUUUGUCUCCCAAGAAUCCAUGCGGCCUGUUGCCCAGAGUGUGGGCCGAGCCUUCCUGGAAUAUUAUCAAGAACACCUGGAAUAUGCGUGCCCCACAGAAGACAUUUACCUGGAGUAGUCAUGCCUGGGCCCCUCUCCUCCCCUGGGGGGACAGGAGGAGGGAGUGACCUUAUGUGCUUAGAGAUCUCUGAGGCUGCACCGGGAAUUCUGGCCCUUAUUCCUUUCCCCUCCCCACCCAGGGCACAUUAAGGGGGAGACACUGGCCUUCUCUGUGAGGGAAUGGGGGCCCUGAGCAGAUCCAGGAAUCACUUGAGACCUCCCCCUUCCAUGUUCCUCCCCUCUCUUUGACUAUCCCUUUCUGUGUUUGUCUCUCUGAGUCUCUCCC